Molecule: messenger RNA, 1428 nt
Organism: Dovyalis caffra
Lineage: Eukaryota; Viridiplantae; Streptophyta; Magnoliopsida; Malpighiales; Salicaceae
Source: the annotation of a GenBank genome assembly
AUGGAGGAGAAUCACUCACUCAAGACCUUGACGUUCUCUCUCUUGAUAGUCACUUUCUCUCUUUUCUCCACCCUCUCUCUCUCCACCUUCGCUCCCACAGACAGCCAUCUCAUUUCCUGUGGCUCCACAGUCGAUACCACCGUCGACGGCCGCCGUUUUAUUUCCGAUUCCAAUCCAAACUCUCCACUUCUCUCCUCAACACAUACGAUUCCGUUUACCAACCAAAAUCCAUCUCCCAAUUCUCUCCAAAUCUACAACACUGCAAGAAUUUUCAAAAAACCUUCAAAAUAUGCUUUGGACGUUAAGGAGCCAGGGGUUCAUAUGGUAAGGCUUCAUUUUCACCCUUUUGUUUCUUCGAAUUUGGAUUUAAAUGAUGCUCAAUUUCACGUUUUGGUUAAUGGAUAUGUUGUUUUGAGCAAUUUUAGUGUAGGGAAAGUUAGGGACUUAGUAGUUAAGGAGUAUUUUUUAUGGGUUGAUUCUGAUAAGAUUGCGAUUAAUUUCGUGCCUGCAAAGAAGGGUAAUUUUGGGUUUGUUAAUGCAAUUGAAGUGAUAUCUGCACCCAAAGAUUUGAUUGCUGAUGUGGGAUUUCUUGUUAAUGGUAAUAAAGAUGAUAAAUUUGAGGGAUUAACUAAGCAGGCACUUGAAACUGUGCAUAGGAUCAAUGUUGGAGGUCCAAAGGUGACACCUUUUAACGAUACUGUGUGGAGAACAUGGAUUCCUGAUGAUGGGUUUUUUAAAUCAGGUGAUGAUUUGUUGAAACGGAUGUACUUUAGUGCUCGUAUUCAUUACAAAAUUGGAGGGGCUAGUAGGGAAGUUGGUCCUGAUUUUGUGUACAAUACUGCUCGAGUGAUUUCUAGCACGAACGGUUCCAUACUUAAUGUUAAUAUGACCUGGGAGUUUCCGGUGGAUGAGGGUUAUAAGUAUCUUGUUAGGUUGCAUUUCUGUGAUAUUGCUAGCAUAUCGCUUGGUUUGAUACAUUUUAAUGUCUAUGUUAAUGGGUAUCUGGCUUAUGAAGAUUUAGAUCUUUCCUCUAUCACGUAUAUGCUGGCUUCUCCAUUUUACGCGGAUUUUGUUGUUGUUGAUGAUAGCUCUGGGGUUUUGAGUGUGAGUGUUGGACCUUCCAAAAAGAGCAGGACAUAUGAAGUUGAUGGUAUUUUGAAUGGGGUGGAGAUCAUGAAGAUGAAUAAUUCAGCGGGUAGUCUUGAUGGAAAGAUUUGUGCAGGGAUGGUUUUGAAAAGUUGGCCUAGAGCAAAUAUUGGUGUUUUGGUUCCUUUUGUUGCUGUUGUGUUUUUGUUGCUGAGUCUAGCUAUGAUUAUGCAUUGGAGAACAGUGGGAAUGAGGAACCCUGCUACCUGGUCAAAAUUGCCUACUGAAGUCCCAGGAGUUAGCUUAAAUCAUGGUAAUCAACAUUUGCCUGGUAAAGCGUGA